This is a messenger RNA of Mercenaria mercenaria, 1107 nucleotides long. RefSeq lists its product as uncharacterized. The transcript has 6 exons. Bases 85 to 1107 code for a protein of 340 amino acids. NCBI's taxonomy places the organism in Eukaryota, Metazoa, Mollusca, Bivalvia, Venerida, Veneridae. The record is from RefSeq and is a predicted model, not a curated record.
CUAACAGUCUGGUAUCUGAUAUAUAUUGACAACUGCGUGUUCACUGUCGCGUGCAAGUCGCGUGAGGGGCACAUAGCACCAUUCAUGAUGAACAUUUUCAGAAUUUCGGACUUUUUUGUAUUAAUGCUACUUUGCCAGAAAAUCUUUGCGUUUACCUAUACCAGUAAAGAUGGCGUUAAAUUGGACUACACCUUUAGAUUCAAACCAUCGUGUCGUGGUGAAAAGGAUAGAAUUGGCAUAUUGCCAGGAAUUGCACUUCCGGAAUGUGUAAAAGAAUGCGGCAUGCGUCCGAAUUGCGGAGCUCUUAAUUAUAAAAGACGGUACAACGCUUGCUAUCUUUAUUCGUCGGAAGAAAACGAAGGAGACAGAAGUAAAGAAAGUUGCGUAGAGGUCAAGGCAUCAGACAUUGAAAUUAUACAGAAACCUCCGACUUGUGCGAACUGUGACCAAAGCGACAAGACAUGUAUACCUAGUGAGCAAACGUGUAAACAUACAGAAUGUCUACAAAAUAAACCUCCGCCGAAUGGAAAGUUUUUAGGGAACAUGAAGAGUAUUGGUGACCGCAUACAAUAUGAAUGCGAUUUCGGGUACAAGAUAGUCGAUGGAAUGGAAUACGCUGUUUGCCUGUCUAAUGGAAACUGGAAUGUGACGGCUGUCGACAAAUGCACAAAAAUUGAUGAGACCAAUGUUGCCCUAAGGAAAACAACGGCCAUGUCAGGUGUAUGGAACAAUCACAGCGGAGAAAAAGGCGUGGACGGCAAUACUAUCCAAGACCUCAGUGGGCGGUCAUGUUUUCUCACAAGUUCAGUUAACCGUCCUUGGUGGCGGGUCGAUCUUGGAGCCAUAUUUGGUAUCGUCCGUGUAGAAUUAUAUAACAAUUUGGACAAUUGCUGCAAUUGGAUGACAAAGGAUUUGAAAUUAUCCUUUGGUACAUCACUGCAGUCUAUGGACGUUGUUGGCAGUGUGUCAGGUCGGAUAGAUGACAUUCAUACCUUCAAUUUCACUCUGGCUCUCGCUAUAGAGGCGAGAUAUGUCCAAGUCCAUCUUAAAGGAAUGGGAACUCUUACUCUUUGCGAAAUGGAAGUGCUUGGAUUUCCAAUUUAUUAA